Amoebophrya sp. A25 is the source of this 3113-nucleotide messenger RNA. Lineage: Eukaryota; Dinophyceae; Syndiniales; Amoebophryaceae. The record is from the annotation of a GenBank genome assembly.
CGAUUUUGUCGGUGUUUACCUCCUGCACUCCGGUUGCUCUCGGGAACCUGUUUGUUGCAGGUAGCGAACGGCUUUGAACAGCGCGAUCGUUCGCGCCAAGUCAGUCUAGCUCUAGGCGCGGAGGUGGAUUACCACGAGGCUUGGCGAGGAGAUCGUGAAGGCAGUGGAGGCAGUGGCCACUCUAGUAGCUCCUCCAGUAUAUCAACACACGUGAGCUCUCCCUCGUCCACCUCUUUUGCAGACGACUCUACGAAGGACUUGAGGACCGAAAUUCCACGUAACCCUUCUCAGAACGGCAGCCCUAUUCAAGGGGCUUGGAGUGCUGUAUCCACAGAGGGGAAUAUCGGGACAGAGUUGCAGUUUAGUACUAGUGCGUUUCUUGCUUCUGGUACUCCUCAAAAACCCGUCCCGGGUGGAGGCAGUGGCGCUUCAUCGACGAAACCAGGAGAAAAUUGGAAUAUUCUUGUGGCGCAAUUGAAUUUUCCGGAUCGCAUGCGUUAUUACCUGUCGAAAUUGAAUGAAGAAGACGACACAGCAGUCUCGAAGAAUGGAGUGAAAGGUAAGGCAGGAAGUCGAAAGAAGCCUGUGUACGACCUAGCCGAAUACACUACGAAUUUCAUGAAGGAGCAUCUCAAAUACGACUUCGGUCCCGCCGAGGAGAUGACUGCCGGACACGCUGGUGAAAGCGCUUCUGCGGAAAACCCAAAUGAUGAUAGUGGAGGCAGUGCCGAAAAACAAGACCAAAAAAAUAGUGAUACUAGUAGUACUGAUGUGGAUGACUAUGAGAAUGAAAGCAGAAGAAAAAACGAUGAAGCGAUAGAUGGCAAGACGGUUUCACAGGUCGUAAAGGACACUACCGAAGAGUCCAUGGCGAUGUCAGUUGGCCAAGAGGCGGGGCUAUCCGAGCUUCUCGCGUGGAACUAUCAUGGAGAAGAGGCUAGAGAAAAAGCCAAGAAGGAGAACAACGGGCAGUACAAACCUCCUGAUAAUGUGCCGCUUGUUGAUGUCGUGCUUAGCCACUUCCGCCUCUAUCGCAGUCAUGUCGCCUACGAGCGCCCUGAAAGUUUUGUUGAAGCAUUCAAAUGUAUUUCAAUUUUUCUUUUUUGAGUCUGUAAGUAAUUACAUCUUUGUUCUUAUUACUUGUAUAUAUUUAUAAAUUUAAAUAUAACACAACUACUUCUUCGACGACAGCGCGCAUGCCGCAGGGUAAGUACAGUAUUGAUACACGACGUAUUUGUUCUUGGCCUUAAUAGCUUCGGCACUUUUCUCGAGCUUACUCAGGUAUUAUCGCCAAGGACACGGUCUGCGAAGUAGCAUCGACGGAAGUCGAUCUUCCGCUCCCACAAACACCCGGUCAACAGUGCAGAGAGGUCGGAAGUAGGUUGAAGCGUCUUCGCGAUUUAGCACUGUACUCGCGAACAAACAACCUGGUCUCGGACAAGAAAAACAUCGUCUUGGGCGACGACAGUGCGGAAACGGAACGGAGAAUGCGGCUGUGGAAAGGUUUUUGGGAGUUGCUGAUUGACGAGUCGCUUCGCAGUGGCAGUGAGGGCGCCUCGAAGCAUAUGAUCGGGCUCGUAGAUGCUUAUUGCCGUCGGCAAAUUCCCGUUUAUGUCGACGGACUACAGCCACCCGUUUUCCUGUUCGGCGUCGUUGAGGACUUCCGUGCUCCUUGGCUCCUAGGAUCAGAAUUCUUUGUGAACGGCUACAGCCACGACUGGUAUCCAGCCUACAAUCGGCGCUCGGUUUUGUCGGCAAUGUAUCUCGCAGUGCAUGACGCUUUGGACGUCUUUGUGUUGAUGCCGGAUCCUUCGAAAAAAAAUUACAAGAGUCGUGUUUUCUUCGAGGAGCUUAUACAGAUUAUGGCAUUUUUCGAUGCUGGUGUCGUUAGCGUGCAACCUCUCACAGGCGAGAACGAAGAGCGUUUCAAUUUGCAGGUUUUGCAGAUCAUGUCUAGUGCCGAGAUGAGCGGAGAGAGCGACGACGCCUUCGAGAACCGACGGGAGAUUGAGGAUCUGAAUCUGGUUGGUUGGGAUGCUUCAGUGUCGAAGGCUAUCAAUUUUUCGAGACUGCGGGCGCGGCUACGAGCGUUUGCUUUCGGUCGCGGGUUUCGUAGUACUACCGUGGAUAGCAGUCGGCGAGGGCCGCCCGACACUCACAGAGCUGCAAAUACGAUGAUCGAGUUGACGAAGCAGACGCCACCCGUCGGCCAGAUGUAUAUCCCACCCAUCCUUAUUCCCGAUGCUGGGUUAUCGUUAUGGAGUGGCGCCGGCAGUGACACCUACGCGAGCGUAUUCACACACGACCUCAAAAUCGUCCUCGCUUUGCUCGAAGAAAAAAGGAAACGAAAAUUCGAUACGCCGAGCGUAGUCGUUUUCCAAUGUUUCCCGAAAAACUUCUACGAUGUCGAGUGCCAGGAGAGGGUCAAGCAGCUGGCAUCGAAGGUAGAUGAGUUUCAGGCGGCAAACUCCCAGGCAAUCGGUGGCGCGGGGUCUCAAAAUCAACCGUGGUCGUUCCUGAAGGUGUGGAAAAAUGAUGACCACCAGCUCAUCGCCUUCGAGUUCCAGCAUGAGAAUGCAGUCUGGUUCCACGAGCAAUCCUACUGGAGAGAAUUUAACGAUUGGCGAAGCGGCAGCAGCAUCCGACGCGUCAAUGUGAACACGCUGGAAUCCGCCGCCGACACGACGAGGAAUGCUGGCGCGCAGAGAUAUGUCUUGUGGCUGUCUCAUUCUGAGCUUCUUGACGGUAAUGCUUUCUCGGCGACGCACACACUCGGCAUCGGGCAGCACCGAAUUCCGCUUACCAUGUUAUUUUGUCCAGCAGAGCAGCUUCCCGACGCGUGCGCGUUGCAUAACGCGCUUUUUACGCCGCGGGCGCCGAAGCUGGCCUCCCAAAAAGAUCCUGUUAGUGUGGGCGAUGCGGAACCGGCACGCGAAUGCAGGUGCCGCUCCGGGUGCAAUAUGGGGAGUGACAGUGAGAUUGAGGCACCCGCGCCACAGCUAGGAGGACCUGCAGAAAGCACUUCAACCUUGCAGCUCCAGGAGCGCCCGUCCAAGCUGCGACGGCCGAACUCCCCUAACACCGCUUUCGUCGCGGUGGAAGCGGAGCGCUAG